AUGAACACGCUUGAUGUGGCGCGCCUGAGCCAAUCACUUGACGAGACCAGCAUGGACACGCUCAAUGUGGCAUCGCACUCUGUCAGCAACGAACUGAUGCAGCUGGAGGCGAAACGGAACAAGCUGCACCAGUCGAUCGAGACAUACAGCAGCCGGAUAGACGAACUGAAGCAAAACCUGGCGCGUCUACAGCUCGAGUACGAGCGGCUCAAGUACAGUGUCGAGCAGGGCUCGGCCGAGCAGCGGGCCGCACGCCUCAGCAAUGCCACGUUUGCGUUGCUGCCGGCGCCGGCUGGCGGCGGCGCGCGCCGACUGACCGAAGCGCUGCGCGCCGGCGCCGUACCCGUGCUGCUGGGCGAGUGGGCGCUGCCGCUGGACGGACCGCUUGACUGGCGGCGCGCCGUACUGCGCGUGGCCGAGCCGCGUCUGCCCGAGCUGCACUACCUGCUGCGCACGCUCACCGACGCCGACAUCCUCAGCUACCGGCGCAACGGCAGGGAGGUGAGCACGUGUUCCGGGCAGGGCGGCAGCCGGCGUGGAGGCCGCCGAACGUCGGUGUUGAGUUCCUGGGAGCAUUACCUGAGCUCGGCCAAGGCGGUGGCGGACGCGGUGCUGACGCAGUUCGCUGAGAGGCUGGAGCUGCCGCCGCCGCCCGCCCUCGGCGUCAAGGCUGGAAGCGCCUUCAACGACACGUUCCAGGUACGCGGUUUGACCGUGGACGUUCAGCUCAGCAGCCUGGACCUGGACGAGUACCUGGGGCCGAUCGAGUCGCCGCUGGCCUCGGACCGCUUCCAGCGCAACUUCACCACACCGCGGCUGGACACGUACGCGGUGGCCAGCGGCAAGGAGUUCAGCGAGGCGCUCGGAGGCAACUCGCCGCACGAGCAGUUCACCGUUGUCAUGCUCACCUACCGACGAGAGCAGGUGCUGAUGAGCGCUCUGGGCCACCUGUACGGCCUGCCUUACCUCAACAAGGUGGUGGUGGUGUGGAACGCCCCCGAGUCGCCGUCCGACACGCUCCAGUGGCCCAGCGUCGGCGUGCCCGUGGAGGUGGUCACGGUUGGCAAGAACAGCCUAAACAACCGGUUCCUCCCAUUCGAAAACAUCGAGACGGAUGCCAUUUUAUCAAUCGACGACGACGCACACCUGCGUCACGACGAGAUUGUGUUCGGAUUCCGGGUGUGGCGCGAGCAGCGGGACCGACUGGUCGGCUUCCCGGGGCGCUACAACGCCUGGGACACCAAGCACGGCGGCUGGCACUACAACUCCAACUACUCGUGCGAGCUCUCCAUGGUGCUGACAGGUGCGGCGUUUUUCCACAAGUACUACGCGCACAUGUACUCUGAGUGGAUGCCCCAAGUGAUCCGGGACAAGGUGGACGAGUACAUGAACUGCGAGGAUAUCGCCAUGAACUUCCUCAUCUCGCACUUGACCCGGCAGCCGCCCGUCAAGGUGACCUCCCGCUGGACGUUCCGCUGUCCCGGCUGUCCAAUGACGCUCUCCGAGGACGAGGAGCACUUCACCGAGCGCCACAAGUGUAUCAACUUCUUCUCGCGCGUGUACGGCCACAUGCCGCUGCUGAACACGCAGUUCCGCGUCGACUCGGUGCUCUUCAAGACGAGACUGCCGCCGGACAAGCAGAAGUGCUUCCGGUUCAUCUAG
Molecule: messenger RNA, 1662 nt
Organism: Pollicipes pollicipes
Lineage: Eukaryota; Metazoa; Arthropoda; Thecostraca; Pollicipedomorpha; Pollicipedidae
Product: exostosin-3-like
Cellular component (GO): membrane
Molecular function (GO): glycosyltransferase activity
Source: RefSeq, a predicted model, not a curated record